Drosophila novamexicana is the source of this 2114-nucleotide messenger RNA. It is a transcript of the gene gsb-n, whose product is annotated as protein gooseberry-neuro. Gene Ontology annotation, molecular function: DNA-binding transcription factor activity, RNA polymerase II-specific; RNA polymerase II cis-regulatory region sequence-specific DNA binding. The transcript is spliced from 5 exons. The coding region runs from base 369 to 1763 and encodes 464 amino acids. NCBI's taxonomy places the organism in Eukaryota, Metazoa, Arthropoda, Insecta, Diptera, Drosophilidae. The record is from RefSeq and is a predicted model, not a curated record. Gene Ontology annotation, biological process: anatomical structure development; regulation of transcription by RNA polymerase II.
GUUGCUUUGCAAGUCUCGUGCUGUUUGAUCGUUGCCAGCGCGCGCAAUUCCAAGAAACGGGCAAACGUCACGUAAAUUCAGAUUGCAAAAACGGCGCUUCCUUCCGUCGGAUAUCGCGUGCGCGCAGCUUCAGCAUACUGUUAACUCAAAUCUUAAGUGCUAAGUAUUUGGCCAAAAUAAAGCCAAUUUGGCCAGCCAUGUGAAUUGUGCAUUGUUCCUAGUGCUCCACCUUCCACUUGUGCGUGCAAUUUGAGCCCACUUCAGGCCCCCUGUGAUCUGUGCUCCACUGUGCAGUCGCGUCGCAGCAGCUCCCAACGUAGUUCCUAAGAUUAUUUAUAAGCAAUCACAACUAAAAACACAACAUUUAAAUGGAUAUGUCCAGCGCCAACUCAUUGCGACCGCUGUUUGCCGGUUAUCCUUUUCAAGGCCAGGGACGCGUCAAUCAGCUUGGCGGCGUCUUCAUCAAUGGUCGCCCGCUGCCCAAUCACAUUCGUCUGAAAAUCGUGGAAAUGGCGGCCAGCGGAGUGAGGCCCUGUGUGAUAUCGAGACAGUUGCGAGUCUCGCAUGGCUGUGUAUCCAAGAUACUGAAUCGCUACCAGGAGACGGGCUCGAUAAGGCCGGGCGUGAUUGGUGGCUCUAAGCCGAAGGUGACUUCGCCGGAGAUUGAGGGACGCAUCGAUGAGCUACGCAAGGAGAAUCCCGGCAUAUUCAGCUGGGAGAUACGCGAAAAACUGAUCAAGGAGGGCUUUGCGGAUCCGCCAUCGACUUCAUCGAUCAGCCGAUUGCUGAGGGGCAACGAUCGCAGCAGCGAGGAUGGACGCAAGGACUACACGAUACAUGGCAUACUGGGCGGCCGGGAUUCGGACAUCAGCGACACCGAAUCGGAGCCGGGCAUUCCGCUGAAACGCAAACAGCGACGCUCCCGCACCACAUUCACCGCAGAGCAGCUGGAGGCACUCGAGCGCGCCUUCUCACGCACCCAGUACCCGGAUGUCUAUACGCGGGAAGAGCUCGCCCAGACCACCAGCUUGACGGAGGCGCGCAUCCAAGUCUGGUUCUCCAAUCGUCGUGCGCGUCUGCGCAAACACUCGGGCGGCUCUGGCUCCGGGCUAUCGCCUAUGAAUAGCACCGGUGCCGGAGUUGGCGUUGGGGUUUCCGCCAGCAGUGCUGCUGCACCGCUCGGCUUUGGUCCACUCGGCGUUGGCUCCAUGGCGGGCUACAGUCCCGCCGCGGGCACCACGGCCAGUGGUGCGACGGGCAUGACCGAUAGCUCCCACCACCAUCAUACCACGGCCCAUGCGCCCAGCUCCCACAGCGCAGCGGCCGCUGCGGCGGCGGCUCAUCAUCACACACAGAUGGGUGGCUACGAUCUGGUGCAGAGCGCGGCGCAGCAUGGGUUCCCGGGCGGCUUUGCGCAGCAUGGCCACUUUGGCAGCCAGAACUACUAUCAUCAAGACUAUUCCAAGCUGUCCAUUGACGACUUCUCCAAGCUGACUGCGGAUAGUGUAUCAAAGAUCUCGCCAUCGUUGCAUUUAAGCGAUAAUUAUGCGAAACUGGAGUCGCCCUCCAACUGGUCGCAGGCUGCCUACCAUCUUAACCAGUCGGCGGUGGCGGCGGCCAAUUACAAUGCGGCGGCGGCUCACCAUGCGGUCGCCCAGCAUCAGUUGACUGAUUAUGCGGCUGCUGCGGCGCAUGGCAAUGUGGCCGCUGCCUACAAUCAUCCACUGCCCGCCCAGGGUCAGACGGCCAAGUACUGGUCAUGAGUUAAUUACUUAAACCCGAGUAGAGUCGACGACAUUCCCCCUCCCCCACACAGCCCCUCAGACCCACACACAGCACCCGUUUGCAUACAAUAUUUGAGUUAGUUGUAGAAUAUUUAACUUAAUGCAUAUGAAAAUUACGAAUAUCAGCAGAGGCACAUGUAAAUCUUAGGCACUUACCUAUUUAUUCAACCGAUAUGCAAAUCAUCGUCGUAUUAGAAUUUAAUAUUAUAUUAUCUAGCAUGCAUAUUACACGGCUUUUAGAGGCGCAUUGGGCCAAGACGACGUGUUUCCAUUCGCUAAGUAUAUUUAUUUUUUAUAACCUAAGAUACGAAAAGCGAUAUUAUGUAUAAA